This is a messenger RNA of Ctenopharyngodon idella (grass carp), 2224 nucleotides long. RefSeq names its product opioid growth factor receptor-like. The record is from RefSeq and is a predicted model, not a curated record. Gene Ontology annotation, cellular component: membrane. Bases 189 to 1115 code for a protein of 308 amino acids. NCBI's taxonomy places the organism in Eukaryota, Metazoa, Chordata, Actinopteri, Cypriniformes, Xenocyprididae. Gene Ontology annotation, molecular function: opioid growth factor receptor activity. The transcript is spliced from 8 exons.
AGUUGUGUCAUUCUUUGUUGAACCGUAGGCUACUAGGUUCACCAUGACUUUCGACUUUAAGUUUCUCUUGACAGUGGGAAGGUUGAGCUCUUUAUAGAGUCUUGGUUCUUAUGUCUGCUAUAAGAUUUUUAUAUAUUCAGACUUCGCGUUUCCGUGGUAGUAACCCGAGUUAGCAAUACAUACUUGACAUGGAGUUAGAUGAUGAGUGCGAGUUUGACUCCACAUGGGAGGAAGAAUACGAAAAUAAAACACCAAUCAAGAAGAUCUGCAGAAAGAGUCGCAGGAACAGGUGUGCUGCAAAGGACAUGCAAGAAUUUCGGCACAGUGUUCGGAACCUUGAUGAUGAUGAUGAUGAUGAUGAAGAACCAGGCGAAAGCCACUUCUAUAACCUGGAGUUUUACCGAGGUCGAAAAACAUCUUCACCUGAUGACUUUCACAUUGAUAAAUUUCACAAGCAGUGGAAGGGUCGAUAUGACAAGCUGGAAAACUGUCACUCCUACAUUCAGUGGUUGUUUCCAAUACAAGAGCCAGGGAUGAAUUGGAGAGCACAUGUGCUCACAAAAAAGGAAAUAAAGCUUUUUCGUAAAGAUGAAGAAGCAAAGAGGAAAUUGGUGGAGUCAUAUAAGCUCAUGCUGGAUUUUUACGGUAUACGUUUGGUCAAUGAAUCAUCAGGAGAGGUGAAACGUGCUAAUAACUGGGAGGAACGCUUUAAGGACUUGAACAGAUAUUCACACAACAACCUGCGCAUCACACGCAUCCUGAAGUGUUUGGGGACUCUUGGAUUGCAGCACUACCAGGCCCCACUGGUCAAGUUCUUCCUCCAUGAAACUCUUGUGAAUGGACAACUUCAGCAUGUGAAACAAAGCGUAUUAGAUUACUUUAUGUUUGCUGUGUUGGACAAGUCAGAGAGACGAAAGCUGGUUAGAUUUGCCUUUAAUCAUUUUAGGCCCCAAGAUCAGUUUGUCUGGGGCAGUGGCAGAUUUAGGCAUGAGCGACAUGUGCAAACGUCAAGGGUGCCAUCUUGCCGGGGGCACGCAGGGAGCCCGCCCAAAAAAAAAAAAAAAACGGAGCACAGAUUCAACAUUAAAUCUUUCAUAUGCAUGUCAGGACGAUGAUAUCAUGUCACCUUGUGGGCCAAUUAACCAGGUCGGGACUGUGCAGAGUGGGCAAACUACCAACAGAAUUUAGGCACAGAUAGUGUUAAUCAGUUUUUUUUUAUUGUGCAUUGAUUAAAAAGAAUCUGAGGCAGGCUGUGUGUUGAGAAGUUUGAUAGAAUGCCCAAACCAAUCAAAAAAUAACACCAGAAAAUUGUAGUAUUUUUCUUUCAUUAGCUGAAAGUAACAGCGUGGCACGUUAUACAUGAGGUGGCUUCAGUCUCUAGCGGAAAAGCAGAGGCUAAUAAUCACACGAGUGAAAACAGGCAGAAAUAUUUUCUUCUUUCUUUUAUGGAUUAUGAAAUGAGAAUUUAAAAAAAAAUGUCCCACUCGCGCUCGUCUAUAUAAUGGCAGUGAAAAUAGUGACCACCAAGCUGUUUUUAAAAAGAAGCAAAAGUAUCACAGAACAAUCCCAUGCGACAUGUGCCAUAUAUUCCAAGUGUUCUGGCGGUAUACAAUAGGUUUUGGUGAAAAACAAAUGAAAAUCCUGACCUUGUGUAGUAAAUGUAAUUUUUUUUUUUUUUUUUUUUACUUUUGCUUAUUAUGACAUGCACUGAGUCAAUUUAGUCUCUUCUGACAAGAUGAUUUUUACUAAAGCCUGACUGCUUGACAAGAAAUGAAGUAAAGAAACAUUUGAUGAUGAAGCAAAGGUUGCACUACAAAAAAAAAAAAAAAAAAAAAAACAGUAGGUCUACAUGUUAGAUUUGUGAGUUCUCUGAUUUAAUCUAUUCUGAUUAAUUAUUUUACUGAGAAUACUGGAAAUAUAUUGGAAAUUGUGUGAAGUUUUGAAACUUAAGCAUUUAGUUACAUGAUUUAACUGACUAAAAACUUAAAAUUUGUAUGCUUUGUAUAAAUGCAAUACUGUAGUAGGUGAUUCUGUUAAAGUAUAUGUAAACAUGAUACUGUUUUGGUUUAUCAUUGAGGUUUGUAUGUCUAGAUGAGAAGGUUUCAUCUCUGUCACAUUAUCAGAGUGGAAUAUGCACACUACACAUUAUACAAAGGUAAACUGUCUUAAUAAGUUUUGUAAACUGUACACUCAUGUUUUUAUGGGAAUAAAUACCUGGAAGUCA